Messenger RNA from Fomitopsis serialis, 1818 nucleotides. Its product is annotated as alpha-amylase. The transcript has 12 exons. Gene Ontology annotation, molecular function: calcium ion binding; alpha-amylase activity. Bases 122 to 1726 code for a protein of 534 amino acids. Gene Ontology annotation, biological process: carbohydrate catabolic process. The record is from RefSeq and is a predicted model, not a curated record. NCBI's taxonomy places the organism in Eukaryota, Fungi, Basidiomycota, Agaricomycetes, Polyporales, Fomitopsidaceae.
CCAGACGCUGACCGCUCUCUAGGGUAGCACCGACGCGUCGCAGCGCACACCCGCGCACACACACUCGUUCAUCUCCCAACUCGCUUUUCGGACCUCAUAAUUUCUACUCGGCCCUACGGAUAUGAUGCACACCUUCCGACAGCUCCUGUCGUUUGCAGCCCUGGUCACUUCCGUCUCGGCCGCCUCAGCGGACCAGUGGAGGGGCCGCUCAAUAUACCAGAUCAUCACCGACCGGUACGCGCUGCCGGCGGGCUCGGACUUCAACGCCUGCGACCCGAAGGACCAGACGUGGUGCGGCGGCACAUGGACCACCAUCCGCGAGAACCUGGACUACAUCCAGGACGCCGGGUUUACAGCCAUCUGGAUCAGCCCGGUGUCGCAGAACUACGAGGGCCCGCGGACGGCGUACGGCGACGCGUACCACGGGUACUGGAUCGCGGACGCGACGAAGCUGAACGACCGCUUCGGCACCGCGGACGACCUGAAGGCGCUCUCGCAGGAGCUCCACCGCCGCGGGAUGUACCUGAUGGUCGACGUUGUCGUGAACAACGUCAUGGCGACGUCGACGACGCCCGAUCUCUCGACUUUCCUGUUCAAGGACGAGUCGCAAUACCACUCGUUCUGUCCUAUCGACUUUAACAACGACACGAGUGUUAUUGACUGCUGGCUGGGCGACACGACCGUCACCCUGCCGGACGUCAACACGCAGGACCCGGGCGUCGUGUCCGCGUACCAGUCGUGGAUCACCGACCUCGUCAAGGAGUACAACAUCGACGGGCUGCGUAUUGAUGCUGCGAAGCACGUCAACACCGACUUCUGGCCCAAGUUCUGCGGCGCCGCCGGCGUGUUCUGCAUUGGGGAGGUGUUCGACGACGAUGUCGGACAGGCGUCCCAGUACCAGGGCCCCGACGCGCUCGACUCGAUUCUUAACUACCCGAUCUACGACGCGCUCGUGAGCGCGUUCGCCAUGCCCGGCGCGCUGAACAUAAGCGCGCUGACGGAGAAGGUCGCGCAGUCGCAGAAGAUGUUCAAGGACCCGACGGUGCUGGGCAACUUCCUCGAGGACCAGGACGUGCCCCGCUGGGGGAACCUCUCCGUCGACCCGCAGUCGCUGUAUAACGCGAUGGUGUACAAUUGGAUGUCCGACGGUAUCCCGAUUUUGUACUACGGCCAGGAACAGGGCUUCCACGGGCUCAGCGAUCCGUAUAAUCGCGAGCCGCUCUGGCCCUCGGGAUACGCGAACACGAGCACAUACCAGCUCACGACCAAGCUCAAUAAGUUCCGGAACUUCCUCGUUAACGGCACGAGCAACUGGGCAGCGACGCAGAUGGAGAUCCUCACGGAGAGCGAGUAUGGCCUUGCUUUCCGUAAGGGCGACGUUGUCACUGUCCUGACGAACAUCGGCUCCCCGCCGAAGAACGUCACCAUCGCCGUCUACACCCCCUGGGCCGCGUCGACAGCCACGACCGAGAUCCUCUCCUGCGAGAAACACGCCGUGGGGAGCAACGGCACGAUCUUCAUGGACUACAACCCCGGCGGGCGCCCGGCGGUCUUCAUGCCGGACAUGCUCCUCAACUCGUCGGGCGUGUGCGGCUUCUCGGGCCCGAACCAGUACGUCGAGCCGCCCGUCGCGGCGCAGGUCGCGUCCGGCGCGCGAGGAGGCGGCGCGGUCGUCGGCGCGGCGCUCGGGCUCGUGCUCGGCGUUUGGGGCGCGCUCGGGUGGUAACCUCGAAUGCGCUUACUUUGCACGAUUUCACGUUGGGUCGGUUGUCUAUGGAAGGUGUAACUUUAGCGGUGUGUUGGGGUAGUGCAUUCUGU